Messenger RNA from Helianthus annuus (common sunflower), 1858 nucleotides. Its product is annotated as growth-regulating factor 1. Gene Ontology annotation, biological process: developmental process; DNA-templated transcription; regulation of DNA-templated transcription. Gene Ontology annotation, cellular component: nucleus. The transcript is spliced from 4 exons. Lineage: Eukaryota; Viridiplantae; Streptophyta; Magnoliopsida; Asterales; Asteraceae. Bases 181 to 1695 code for a protein of 504 amino acids. Gene Ontology annotation, molecular function: ATP binding. The record is from RefSeq and is a predicted model, not a curated record.
CUUUUGAACAAUUUCACUCCCGUCCAUUUUCGUCCAAAACUUUGUCUUCUCCGCAGCUUCAAGCCUCCAUAACUCACCCUCUCUCUCUCUCUCUCUCUCUCUCUCUCUCUCCACCAUAAAUUCCAAACAUCUUUCAAACCUUUUCAACCAAAAAAAUGAAAACCCUCUAGAUUUCCAACAAUGGACUUCACAUUCAACAACACUUGUGUCUUAACAACUCAUGAUGACAAAAACAACACCAACAACCUUAGUGGAUCUGGGUUCACCAAGCAACAAAGAUCUGUCGUAGCGGAUGAUCAUCUUCAAACUUCCAAAUCUAGAAAAACUGAUUACUUUGACCAGCCAAACAAGUCAAUGUCUGUGAGAUCUGACUCUUUGCUUUCACUUUCACCUGCUGAUGCCAAUAAUAUGCUCAGCUUUUCUUCUUCUUCUUCUUCUUCAUCUGCCAUUACAAGUAACCAAAACUCACUGUUUUCUUUCUACCAGCCCUACAUUAGAAAUAAUAAUACAGGUUAUGGUUAUGGAGGGUUGCAAGCAGGUAUGCAUAUGCCUGCUUCAAGGUAUAAAGGACCAUUUACCCCCUCUCAAUGGAUGGAGUUAGAACACCAAGCUUUGAUCUACAAACACUUUGUUGCUAAUGUCCCUGUUCCGUCGAAUUUGCUUACUCCGCUCCGAAAAUCGCUUAACACGUUUAUUUUCCCUGGAUCGUUGUCUUCGACCUCAUAUGCCUCCAAUUCUUAUGGAUGGGGAGGUUUCCAUCUCGGGUUCUCGGGUAACACGGAUCCGGAACCCGGGAGGUGUCGUAGAACAGAUGGGAAGAAAUGGAGGUGCUCUAGAGAUGCUGUUCCUGAUCAGAAAUACUGUGAAAGACACAUCAAUAGAGGCCGCCAUCGUUCAAGAAAGCCUGUGGAAAGCCAAAAUGGCCAAGCUGUCUCCGGCCCAGCCGCAACCAAAGUGGGCCCGGUUGUUUCCUCCUCAUCUGCACCUGUUUCCACUCCCCUGGCGACCGCCACCACUGCAGCAUUGCACCGCCAUAACCACACGCAGACUCCCAUCAACAGGACACAGGAACCGCAAGCGUUUGGUAUAAACUCAUUCUCAAUGCCAAAACAAAGCAAUCCAGUAGAAGAAGCCUCGGUGUAUCCGACCAACUAUGAUUCUUUCUUGAACCAUGGUUCAUCUAACCCGAACCCACUUCCAAAUUUCGUUGACCAAUGGUCUAAAGACGAGCCACUUAAACCAGACUGGACCCAACUCUCCAUGUCCAUUCCCAUGGCUGCUUCAGACUUCUCAUCUUCCUCAAACUCUCCGGCUCAAGAGAAACUUGCAGCUCCACCACCUGGUCUGACUGCUGAGUUUGAUCUUGACCCGACCCAGAAACAAGCAUCAAACUGGAUUCCCAUUUCAUGGGGAAACUCUAACUCGAUGGGGGGACCAUUGGGAGAAGCCUUGAAUCGAACUUCUAGUAACAGUGGGGUCAAAUGCAAGGAUCCAUCAUCGGGUUCAGAGAUGACUGAAAUGUGGGAUGCUGUUGGUUAUCAUAUGGGAUCCGGGUCAUCACCUACAGGGGUUUUACAGAAAACUACGUUUGUAUCGCUUUCCAAUAGCAGCUCUGGGAGCAGCCCGAAAAAGGAUGAACAUGGUGGCGGUGACCAUCUGCUUCUUUCAACACUAGCCAGUAUUACUUCAUUGUAAUGUGCCCUGUUUGAGAAAAGGGAGUUUUUGUGACCUGUUUUUAGGCAUUUUGAAAACAUGUAUGAAAAGGCGAUUUUAUGCGGCCUACAGUAUUCCAACUGAUUUAAUGUUUUGUAUUUAAGAUAUUAAUGAAGCUUAACGCUUCGUGUUGAUGCCUGUGGUA